This is a messenger RNA of Dibothriocephalus latus, 630 nucleotides long. The record is from the annotation of a GenBank genome assembly. Lineage: Eukaryota; Metazoa; Platyhelminthes; Cestoda; Diphyllobothriidea; Diphyllobothriidae.
GCCACCUACGAGGAACUGGCUGAUCUAGUGGAGUCGACAGUUAGCAGAAGGGUGUACGAGAGGUUGUCUGAGGAGCAUCGCCACUUGCAGGAGGUCCACGAGACUGUGUCAGCGGAGCUCAAACGCGCGAGAGAAGAACUGGCCUCCAAGCUUGCAUCUUCUGUUCCACUUACGGAGCAUGAAACCCUCCAGUCCAAGUGUUGCCAACUUGAAGCCGAUUGCCACCAUCUCAUCAGCCAAUUAGAAUCCACUGUUCCGAAGGCUGAACUCGAAACGCUGCAAGAGGAACACCGUCGUCUGGAGUCCGAGUACGCGGACCUGUCGCAGGAACUGGAGACGAUGAAGGAGGAAAUGGCAUCUAAGAUAGCGGCCUCCGUUCCGCUAACGGAUUAUGAAGCCCUCCAGUCCAAGUGUUCCAAACUGCAGGCUGAUUGUAACCGUCUGUUCAACCAACUGGAAUCCACUGUUCCCAGGUCUGAGCACGAAACGCUGCAAGAUGAACACCGUCAUUUGGAGUCAGAGUACGCGAACCUGACACAGGAACUGGAGAAUGGGUCAGAGGAAAAGGAGUUGUGGGCGUCUCAAAGGCAUGUUUUAGUGGAUUAUAAUAAUACCUGCUCUAUCGUAUAA